This is a messenger RNA of Racocetra fulgida, 333 nucleotides long. Lineage: Eukaryota; Fungi; Glomeromycota; Glomeromycetes; Diversisporales; Gigasporaceae. The record is from the annotation of a GenBank genome assembly.
AUGUCUACUACCUUGAUGGGAAUGCUUGGGAUGCUUUGUCACAAUCUUCAACAAAGACUACCUGAAAUAUUAAAAGAAAAACCUAAAGAACAAACUUUAUUCACUUUAUCUACAGAUUACGAAUGGUUCGAAGAAGAGCUCUUGGAAUUUGACGUUGAAGUAGUGACUAUUGAUAUGAAUGAUGAAUUAAUGAUAGAAGAGUUCUUUGAUAUGAAUGCUUUCGAACAAAAUCAAAAUGUUAGUGAUGAAAGUUCAGAUACUUUUCUUCAAAAUGCCACAGACAGUACUGAAGAUUGGUCGAUUGACAAAAUUUUUUUUCAAUCUAAAGUUUAA